Molecule: messenger RNA, 2100 nt
Organism: Scomber japonicus (chub mackerel)
Lineage: Eukaryota; Metazoa; Chordata; Actinopteri; Scombriformes; Scombridae
Product: calpain-2 catalytic subunit-like
Exons: 21
Coding region: 1-2100 (699 amino acids)
Biological process (GO): proteolysis
Cellular component (GO): cytoplasm
Molecular function (GO): calcium ion binding; calcium-dependent cysteine-type endopeptidase activity
Source: RefSeq, a predicted model, not a curated record
AUGACAUCCACGGCAGGUCGGCUGGCCCAUCAGCAGAAUAGGAAAAAAGGUAUUGGCACCAACAAGCAGGCUGUGAAGUUCUCCAAGCAGGACUAUGAGACUCUGCGCCAGCAGUGUCUGAAGAGUGGACGUCUGUUUGAGGAUGACUGCUUUCCAGCUGAGCACAAGUCACUGGGCUACAAUGAACUGGGACCAUACUCAUCUAAGAUCAGGGGUGUCGUUUGGAAGAGGCCAAAUGACCUGUGUUCCGACCCAAAGUUCAUUGAUGAUGGAGCCACACGGACAGACAUUUGCCAAGGAGUUCUGGGUGACUGCUGGCUUCUGGCUGCGAUAGCCUCUCUGACUCUAGACAAGAAGAUCCUGGCUCGUGUGGUGCCCUCUGGACAGAGUUUCAUCAAAGAUUAUGCCGGGAUAUUUCACUUCCAGUUCUGGCAAUUUGGUGAAUGGGUGGAUGUGGUGAUUGAUGACCGCUUGCCCACCAGAGAUGGGAAGCUGCUGUUUGUACACUCAGCAGAGGGGUCAGAGUUUUGGAGUGCACUACUGGAGAAAGCCUAUGCUAAGUUGAAUAGCUGCUAUGAGGCCCUGUCAGGAGGAAACACCAUCGAGGGUUUUGAGGAUUUCACUGGAGGAAUUGCAGAAAUAUACUCUCUGGACAAGGCUCCACCACAACUCUUUCAAAUCAUGCAGCGAGCCUUGUCGCUGGGCUCUCUAAUGGGCUGCUCCAUUGAUAUCACCAGUGCCUAUGAGACAGAGGCAGUUACAGCUCUCAAACUCGUAAAAGGACAUGCAUACUCAGUCACUGGUGCACAAAAGGUUCACUUUCAAGAUGAGGUGGUUCAGCUGGUACGCAUCAGGAACCCUUGGGGUCAAGUGGAGUGGACAGGGCCUUGGAGUGAUGGAUCCAAUGAAUGGAAAUACGUCAGUGGAGAUGAAAAAUCAAAGUUGAACCAUGUGGCUGAAGAUGGAGAGUUCUGGAUGUCCUAUUCAGACUUCACCCGGCAGUUCUCCAGACUGGAGAUCUGUAACUUGACCCCAGAUACGCUCAUGAGUGAAGAUGUGGGCCACUGGAACCACCACCAAUUUGAAGGGAUGUGGAGGGUCGGUUCCACUGCUGGCGGCUGCCGCAAUAACUCAGCAACCUUCUCGUCGAACCCUCAGUUUGUGAUGCGUCUGGAAGAUGUGGAUGAUGAUCCUGUGGAUGGGCAGGAUGGAUGCACCUUUCUGGUGGGGCUGAUGCAAAAGGAUGGACGAAGGCAGCGUAAUCUUGACCGAAACCUUGAGACUAUUGGCUUUGCCAUUUAUGAGAUCCCAGAUCAGCUCAAAGGUUGCAGCAAUGUUCACCUAGGUCCGGAUGUCCUGCUGCGACAGAAAUCUGUGGCGAUGAGCACUUUUGUCAACACACGGGAAGUUUGUGACCGCUUCACACUUCCUCCAGGAGAAUAUGCCAUAGUCCCCUCGACCUUUCACCCUCACAAGAAUGGCAGCUUUGUUCUUAGGGUGUUCUCAGAGAAACAGGCUGCUACCAGUCCAUUGGAGGUGGAAAUUGAUGCUGUAAUAGAGGAGGAGGAAAUAUCAGAGAGUGAUGUGGAUCCUCAUUUCAAGCAUCUCUUCAAGCAGAUUGCUGGCAAUGACAUGGAAGUAUCAGCCUUUGAACUGAUGAAAAUUUUGAACAAUGUUGUCUCUCAUCGGUCUGAUCUCAAGACAGAUGGCUUCAGCCUUGACACAUGCCGUCUUAUUAUCAGUCUUCUAGAUAAAGAUGAAAGUGCCCAUUUGGGACUGAUGGAGUUCCACAUGCUUUGGAACAAAAUCCAGAAAUAUCUGGAGAUCUUCAAAAAGUAUGACAAUGACAACUCUGGCACCAUGAGCUCCCACGAGAUGAGAGGUGCUUCCACUGAAGCAGGUUUCCAGGUGAACGCUGCUAUGCUGCAGGCCAUUGUCAGUCGUUAUGCUGACACUCAGUAUGCCAUAGACUUUGACAGUUUUGUAGGCUGUCUCAUCAAAGUAGAAAUGCUCUUCAAAAUGUUUAAGGCUCUAGACAGUGAUGGCUCAGGGAAGAUUGAGCUGGACAUGCAACAGUGGCUGUGUCUGGCGAUCUACUAG